Messenger RNA from Guillardia theta CCMP2712, 708 nucleotides. RefSeq lists its product as hypothetical. Lineage: Eukaryota; Cryptophyceae; Pyrenomonadales; Geminigeraceae. Gene Ontology annotation, molecular function: rRNA (uridine-2'-O-ribose)-methyltransferase activity. The coding region runs from base 1 to 708 and encodes 235 amino acids. The record is from RefSeq and is a predicted model, not a curated record. Gene Ontology annotation, biological process: RNA methylation. The transcript is spliced from 11 exons.
AUGGCGGGUGCGGGGAGAGCGACGAUGAUGGCGAUGGGGCGAAGAUGGAUGGCAACCAGGUUCCGAAGGAAGGAAGACUUCUACACGAAAGAGGCCAAGGCGAUCGGAGCGAGGAGCCGUGCUUUCUUCAAGCUCGAGCAGAUCAACGAUUCCUACAAGAUCAUCCGUACCGGCAUGUUUGUCGUUGACCUCGGAGCAGCGCCAGGAGGAUGGUCCGUCGCCGCCUCACAGCUGCUCCGGGCGGAUGAGAUCGAGAGCAGGCAAAGGCAGGCCCCGUCAAGCGGAUGUGGGAGGGGAAAGAUCGAGAAGCAAGGGGAGGGUGAUCAGUUGCGACCUGCUGGACAUGGCGGGAGGACAACCUUCAUCAAGGGAGACUUCACCGAUGACCAAGUCAGAGCAAGAAUCUUGCAAGAGUGCAGCGAAGGGGGCGGUGUUGAUGUUGUCCUGAGUGACAUGGCGCCGAACUGCGACGCCCAGAUCGACCACAUGCGCAUCAUCGAGCUUGCAAGACUUGCCCACGAGUUCUCGUUGUCCUGUCUCAAGCCCAACGGGAGUUUUCUCGUCAAGAUUUUCAACGGAAAGGAGAUGCCGGAGUAUCUAGCCGAGGUGAAGAAUACUUUCCAGAACGUUCAGUUCGUCAAGCCACCAGCCUCUCGACCCGUAAGCUCUGAGAUGUACAUAUUGGCAAGGAAGCUAAAGGCCAACUAA